GUUUUAUUUUAUAUCAUUCUGUAAGAGGACGAUACACUUCUGACUACAUUCAGUCUCGAUUCACUGGUUCAAGGUAUACGAGUACACCACAUAAGGAAAUGAUGUUUAAGAAACUGAUCUGUUUCUGCCUGGUAGUAGCAAUUGUUCGCAGCGAUACAACGGAAGAAGACCCCAGCCCUAUAGAAACAUCUCCCACAACAUCUAUCAGUGUGAUCCCAGCUUUAGAAGAACUAAAAAAACAUGGAGCAAACACAAAGAAUAAAGGAGUUUCUCUUCGUUCCUCGGACUCGCUUUUCGGACUCGGGAUCGGUGCAAAUCUGCUAGGAGUGCAUGCAGGCGCAGGUAUAGGCCAUGGCCGUGGAGGCUAUGGUGAUAUGGGCCAAGGGUUUGUUGGCAAACCUGCGGGAGGCCAAUAUCCAAAAUAUCCACAGUACCCACAGUAUCCCAUAUAUCCAUACCCUUCGUAUAUGCAACCACAGCCAUACUACCUCCCAACAGCUCGUCUACAACAGUGAACUAUUCAAUGAAUGCCACCUCCAACGUGUUACCUUCCCCCUUGCACAUAAAUAGAUUUCAGUUGGAGAUCUCAUUGAAUAGGGAUCUCCAUAUCUACUUAGUUAUUUAGCACUACUCAAUGAUACUUUCACGAAUGAAGCAUUAAAGAA
Molecule: messenger RNA, 665 nt
Organism: Homalodisca vitripennis (glassy-winged sharpshooter)
Lineage: Eukaryota; Metazoa; Arthropoda; Insecta; Hemiptera; Cicadellidae
Exons: 3
Coding region: 99-515 (138 amino acids)
Source: RefSeq, a predicted model, not a curated record